CAUGGUCCAUUUUUCAGAGGGAUUUUUGCUUGUGAAUAUGCUUGAGAAGAAAGGGGGAGAAGCCCUUGCAAGAUAUCCCCAGCCAUGAAUAAAUAAUUUCCAGAAGGAAAACUGGUGAAGAAAAACACCGAAGUUGAGCAACUUGAUUCAACUUACCUAUAUUUACUAUGCAGUUUACAUGGUUAAACCUGGAUCCUCUCAUGCUUAAAACCCCACUGUGACUGGUAAGAAGAGUGACUUUUGGGAUCUGCUGAACCUGAAGAUUGCUUGACAGAAGUUUCUGAAAAGGUUUUUGAGUCAUGAUGCAAGAAUCUGGAACUGAGACAAAAAGUAACGGUUCAGCCCUUCAGAAUGGAGCAAGCACUGUCAAUUCCUUACUAGAUUGCACCCUACGUGAAGUAAGACCAAACGGAGAGACACCUUCGUUGGAAAUCGGUGCUGCGGAUCUUGCCCAUCUUCAGCAGCAGCAGGCUCUUCAGGUAGCAAGACAACUUCUGUUACAGCAACAGCAGCAGCAGCAGCAACAACAACAACAGCAGCAGCAGCAGCAUCAACAACAACAACAAGUUAGUGGGCUAAAGUCUCCCAAGAGGAAUGACAAACAGCCAGCCCUUCAGGUUCCAGUGUCGGUGGCUAUGAUGACACCUCAAGUUAUCACUCCCCAGCAAAUGCAGCAGAUCCUCCAGCAGCAAGUGCUAACUCCACAGCAACUUCAGGUCCUGCUCCAACAGCAGCAGGCACUCAUGCUUCAACAGCAGCAGCUCCAAGAGUUUUAUAAGAAACAGCAGGAACAGUUGCAGCUUCAACUUCUACAGCAACAACAUGCUGGAAAACAACCUAAAGAGCCGCAGCAGCAACAGGUGACGUCGCAACAGUUGGCCUUCCAGCAGCAGCUUCUGCAAAUGCAGCAAUUGCAACAGCAACACCUCUUGUCUUUGCAACGUCAAGGUUUGCUAUCAAUUCAGCCAGGCCAGCCUGCUUUAUCAUUGCAGCCUCUUGCUCAAGGCAUGAUUCCAAACGAACUCCAGCAACUCUGGAAAGAAGUGACAGGAUCUCACACAGCAGAGGAAGCGACCAGCAACAACCAUAGCAGUCUGGACCUCUCAACCACAUGUAUCUCUUCUUCAGCCUCUUCAAAGCCCUCCUUAAUAAUAAACCCACAUGCCUCAACCAAUGGACAGUUGUCAGUCCACACUCCUAAAAGGGAGAGCUUAUCCCAUGAAGAACCCUCUCAUAGUCAUCCGCUUUAUGGGCACGGAGUAUGUAAAUGGCCGGGCUGCGAAGCAGUAUGUGAAGAUUUCCAGUCUUUUUUAAAACAUCUCAACAGUGAGCACGCGUUGGAUGAUAGAAGUACAGCCCAAUGUAGAGUACAGAUGCAAGUUGUACAACAGUUAGAGUUACAGCUUGCAAAAGACAAGGACCGCCUGCAAGCAAUGAUGACACACCUGCAUGUGAAAUCAACUGAACCAAAAGCUACCCCUCAACCCUUUUCCAAAUACUUGGGUGGCCAAGGAGGGAAUGACUACUUCAGGUUGCAUUACUGCAGGCUUAAAGGGACAACCAAAUACGAAUUUGGAGAAAAGGAAUUGAAUCUUGUCUCUAAUGUCACGCUUUCCAAGACUGCAUCAGAAGCUUCUCCACAGAGUUUACCUCAUACUCCCACCACCCCAACAGCACCCAUCACUCCUGUUACCCAGGGACCUUCUGUCAUCACUACUACCAGCAUGCACAACGUUGGACCCAUCCGAAGGCGGUACUCUGAUAAAUACAACGUGCCCAUCUCCUCAGCAGAUCUUGCACAGAAUCAAGAAUUCUACAAGAAUGCAGAAGUCAGGCCGCCCUUUACGUAUGCCUCUUUAAUUAGGCAGGCAAUUCUUGAAUCUCCAGAAAAGCAGCUAACACUAAAUGAAAUCUACAACUGGUUCACACGUAUGUUUGCCUACUUCAGACGCAAUGCAGCAACGUGGAAGAAUGCAGUGCGUCAUAAUCUUAGCCUUCACAAGUGUUUUGUGCGAGUAGAAAACGUUAAAGGGGCAGUAUGGACAGUGGAUGAAGUAGAGUUCCAAAAACGAAGGCCACAAAAGAUCAGUGGAAAUCCCUCACUUAUUAAAAACAUGCAGACCAGCCACACCUACUGCUCACCUCUCAAUGCUGCUUUACAGGCUUCAAUAGCUGAAAACAAUAUAUCUCUAUACACUACUGCUUCCAUGGGAAACCCCACUCUGGGCAGUUUAGCCAAUGCAAUGCGGGAAGAUCUUAAUGGUGCAAUGGAGCAUGCGAACAGCAAUGGGAGCGACAGCAGUCCAGGCCGUUCCCCUAUGCAAGCAAUACACCCUGUGCAUGUCAAAGAAGAGCCAUUAGAUCCAGAUGAAAAUGAAGGCCCACUCUCCUUAGUCACCACAGCCAAUCACAGUCCGGAAUUUGAUCACGACAGAGAUUAUGAAGAUGAACAUGUAAAUGAAGACAUUGAAUAAAAAUGUCUGUGACUUUUCCUUCUGCAAAUGAAGAUCCUGGGGAGGGACCAAAAAAAAAAAAACCUUAUCUUUCAGAAUUAGCUGUGAAAUCUCUCCCCACCACUGUACAGUCUGGAAGAUACACUCGGUCCAUUCUGACAGCUAUAAAAUAUGUUAACACUUAGUGCCAUCAAGUAUCCCAUUUGGGAGUAUUUUUGAUUUUUCUACUUUUUGUUGAAAAACAAAGCAAAGGAAUUUGUACUCUGUGCAUUGGAUGGACUUGUUUGGUACUCGGAAUUCCUACUCACAGUCAACAUCAGUGUUGUAAAUGUGUUCCACUAAUUCCCUUAUCCACAACUUGGCAGCAGACUUUGGACUGCAGAUCUUCCACUAUGGGACACUGAAGACAUGAAGCUGAGCAUGUACACAUCAAUUGCAGAUCAAGCCUUUACCCGGAUUUUAAGGAUUUCAGUGGACAAUAUAUUUGCACAGUAUCGCAUGUUGAUUAUCACUGCCUUUACUUUUUUUUUUUUUUUUUGCUUCCAUUUGGGAUGGGGAAAUCUUUUUGAGUGUGCGUGUGUGUGUGUGUGUAUACUAAAGGGUUAAAAGAAGAAAAAACCCUCUUUUUUUAGUGUAUAGCUUUAAUUUUUUUUCCCUCCUAGUUCUCCUAUACCUUUUUAAGUUCUGACCUCAGGCCUCAAUUGGCCAGGGCCUUUUGAGGCUUAAUGUUUUCUGUACUUUUGUGAUGAAUGUUAAUAGGUGUGUUUAUUAUACAAAGCUGAAUGUUCUUUGAAUCGUUUGUAGUUCUUUUUCUGCCAUCCAUUCCAAAUUUCCUUCAGAUGCCAUUAUGUUUUCUUUAGCUAUGGAAAACAUUCCAUUUUGGACUAUAUGCCCACCCACCCCCACACACACACCCGACUCUGAAAAAGUUCUAAAAUGCUGCUGUGACCUGUGCAAAGUUAAGAAAGGCAGUAAUUCAAGAGUGAACUAACCAGCAUCAAAGCCGUAGAAUGUGGUUCUAAAGUCAUUCCACAGAGUGUCUAUGUUUGUGUGUGCAUGUGUGUACAUGCACAUAAAACCAUUGUUUGUGGGUUCCCACUCAACAUCCCCCCCACCUUGUUGGUUUUUCCUUAUUUGCAGCAGUUGUGAAUAUUUAGGGAGACAUUGAUAGCCCCUUCAGAAAGUGCACACCCUACAGAUGUUGUCAAAAAGAAGUAUAAAUGUGUAAGGCUUUUGUGCGUUUAACUUUUGAAAAUAAGUCCCUGGGCCAAUCAAAUCUUUCUGAAGUGUGUUAGCACGUGUACCAUUACAUUCUUAUUUGCCCACAUGCCUCAUUGGACAUUACUCGUGGUGGUUCUUCCAAGUUAAGUUGUUUGAGAUUUAAUUGGUGGCAUCCAUCAGUUUUAAGUUGUUGCAUUCAAUUCGUUGGGAAGGCAAUAAGGCCCAUUAGUUGUUAAGUGUUAGUAGUUUUGCCAUUGCAGAUAAGAUCAUUACACAAUAUCACACCAACCAGUAUAAAAAACGAACAGUCUGAUGAAAUCUGUGGGUAAACCAGCUCUGAUGCCAACAACAGUCUUCUUCAGAGCAAGAGUGGGCAGACAGCUGCAGUUCCAAUGUUGGUACUCCUUGAUCACCAAACUCCUAGUGACUUCAUUCUCUAACCACUUUUCAGUAAUUUACUCAUUUAUGUCGGACUAUAGCUUUUAAUUUCAGAAGUCUUUCUGAUCUUAAUUUAUAUUCUACUUUGUACCCUUCUCCCCUAAAGUUACCAAAGAUAUUACACAAAGUAAAUUAUGUUCUCUGUUAUAUGCUUUAUCUUAUGAAAGCCAAAUAUCCUCUUAUUGUUGAUCAAAGGAGGUUAAAGAAUUACGAAGCAAAUGACAAAAUAAUGGGCUACAGCUAACCUGAGAAGGAAAACUGCUCCUUUAUUAAAGUAUAAUUUAGAAGACCAAGUAGAUGGCUGAACCAAAGUUUUUGCUGUUGUCGUUUUGAUUUGUUUUUUUUUUCUUUACAGUGACCAAAAGUAUUUCUGUAAAGAGAGAGCUUUUUAGGCUGAAGUUAGAGAAUGAGACCUUGAGAAGGGCACCAUUUGACAUUGAGGAUAUAGGAGGAGAACUUAUUUUGACGGGGGGGAAAACUAGAAUGACUUGAAUCGGAGAGAGUUUACACGAAAUACAAAAGAGUACUCAUGACUGAAACUGAACCAUACCACAGUUACUGAAGAAAUUGUUGGUAUGCUUUUGUUUGGGGUUUGACCUAUUCACUUUUGCUAAAAGCCAAUGCCAGGGCAAUUUCUUUUUCACUUUGCUUACCUGGGGCCCAAAUUUUGAGAAUGACUGUGGUGAUGGUUGUGUUGGUCUCUGCCCAUCCCAUUUCGUUUCAGGGUUUCAUUUUUUUAAAAAUAUGGUAGCAUCCCUGUUCCUUUCCAAACAUUGUUACCAUCCAGGCCAAUUUGGCGGGAGGGGGGUGGAGGCGUUGCCAUUAAUUUCAAAAUAGCAAUUCGUUUUUAACUUUUUUUCCCUCUUCUUUUUUUCCAUCAGAGAAAUAUGUAAAGCUUUUUUUUCUGACUUCUUUUUUUUUUUAAAGGAGGGCAGUCUGUAAGUCAUUUGAAAUGUUCUGAAACACAUCAUAUUCAGGCAGCUCUAUAAUGUGCAGGCCAUAACCAGGAGGGACAUAACAAAAACAAAAAACUGUCCCUUCGGUUCAAAACUCAGUGGUUUUGCUGGUUAGCUUGGUAUUCAGAAAGGGGAUAAAAAUCUGGUAGAUUAGUUCAUUCUCAGCAUGUGUAGCUAGACAUGAGUAAAGAUAACAGCAUGAGAAACUGUUAGUACGCAUACCUCAGUUCAAACUGUUAGGGAAUGAGUAAAAAAAAAAACUACAUUUCACUCAAUUGCACUUAGUUGUAUGUCUUGCAUGCAUAGACUAAAGACUGUAGCAAAAUUUAAAAAAAAAAGAAAUGUUUUAAAAAACCUACCAUACCUUGCAGGUAUCACUGCCCUGCAGAAGAACCAAGAGGAGAUCUCAGGCUUUACAUCAAGCAAACUACACUAUUUUUUACAAAUUUCAGAUUCUGUGUCCCUUUGGAUCAUAACAAUGGUUCCUCUGGGCUCGGGUUUAUGAUGUUGUACAUAUAUAGCCCAUUGUGUCUCUUGUGAUCCUGUUUUGUCAUUUGGCGGGUGGGGGUGGGUUGUCAAGGGAAAACAGGAAAAGGGGGGAAGACGUCCUCUUUUUUUAAAUUAAAAAAAAAACAUUCCUCCAAAGGAAUUAAUGCAGAUGUUUGUCAAAACAUCUUUUGCUUUUUGUGCAACUGCUUUAUAUUAACCAUACUUUGACAAAUACUUUGGGACGAGAAAAAAAAACCUACUGUAUGUAACGGAAUUGCAGAAUAUGCUGCACAUGUAUUUCAUUUAGUUACCCUUGCUUUAAGACUGUGGGAUGCCAUUUGCUGACAUGUGGGAGAAAAAUCCCAAUUUCUUUGUUUUUAUUUGGUAAUUUUCCCCCUCUCCCUCUUGGCUUCUGAACUGUAACAUAGUAGGCAGGUUUUUUUUCACCCCUCCCUCCGUCACAGAUCAAAUCAUGUUUGUAUACGUUUGUUUCAGAGAUUUUGUUUUUCAUUAUUAUUAUUUUGUUCGUUUUGUUGUUCUCACGCUAUUUGUUCUUUAAAUCCUUUCUCCGCCUCUUGUUAUCCCCAUCUCUGCCUAUUCGGGCGACCUUAAGGAAAAAGAAGAAGAAAAGAGAGUUUCAAAAGUUGUUUUUGUUUCCUGCUGCAGUAAAUACUUUGCAUGAUGAUUUUUCCAAGGUCACACUUUCAAAGCUUAUCAGUAAAGUAGUGAUUGAUAAUGGAAAAGUGUCAAAAAUAUUGAACUUUUGUAUAAAAUGAAAUACUUUACAAGGUGCCAAGAUGUAAAGACAGUUUGUUACAUGGGUUCUGUUUUGGUUUUUCCUUUUCUCUCAGAAAAGCAAACGCGAUAAAUGAAGUACCACAUAUAUCAGGUGAAACUGCUGUUAGGAAUGAGUCAAAGCCUACCUUAUCAUCCCACAGCCCUUUCUAGGCUGGUUGGACCUUCUUUCUUUGCCCUCCUGAGCCUGGCCAAGGCUGCCUUCAUUAGGUGUGGGUCUCCUGAUGCAGCACAGGAGGCAGAAAGGUUUUCCUGACCAGGUGGAUACCAAAUAGGCAGCAGAAUUGCAGACUCCUACUCUAUUUGUCGAUCUCCAGAUGGCAGGGAAAAACCGACCCCAGUCAGUAGUAACCCUAGUCCUGUUGAAUCCUCCUGAAUAUUCUUUUUUUCACCUACAAGCAGGCAUCUCAUGUUCUAUAAAGACUGUCCCUUCCUUGGAUUAGAACAGCACAGUUCAAAUGCUUCAAAUUUACCCGGAUUUCUGUUUUCUACCAAAAGUAGAAGAAAAGAGGAGUAAGAGAAUCGAGGCUCAUGCUUAAGGAUUUUUGUGGGGAGGUGGGUGUUGAAAGGGGAUGGAAAUCUCCUUUAGGAGAUUCCAACCAUAAUAUCCAUGAUCAGGGGUAGGGGAAAAAUGAAUAAAUCGUAUUAUUCUUCAAAUAAUACAGAUCAUUAGAUAUUUUUUAUAUAUAAAUAUAUAUAUAUAUAUAUAUAUCUCAAAGUUUUUAAACAAAUAAUUUUGAAGUAUUGUAGUUUUCAGAAUGCUGACAAGCUACAUUCCUUAUAACAGGGAGAAUGUGUUUUAAACUCUUGCAGAGCUUUUGGUACAUUUUUAGUUAACAGACUUGGAUAAGAGUUUUUAGAUGUUCCAGAAACAAUUCCUCAUUCUUAAGUCUUCAAAAUUGCAUUUGCUGAUCUAGUCUACAUUUUCCCACAAAUCCAAUGUAGGUAACAGACUAUUUCCUUCCUAUAUAAGCCUUGAUGAAAAUGGUACAGUCAGACUGUUAGCAUGGUGCUUCAUGUGUAUGUGCUGCCAGUAAUGAGAUUCUCCUUUUAUUUUAUUUUUAGGCAUACAAAAAACUCAUUCCUUACAUCAACUGUAAUUCCAUCAUUCCAUGUCUGUUGAUGCAGACAAUAAAAUGUUAUGUAGUCAGUACUUAUUACUGACAUUAUAGCAUUCUCUAAUGCAAUAAAAGUGCUGGUUGUUCACACUGGU
This is a messenger RNA of Thamnophis elegans (Western terrestrial garter snake), 7565 nucleotides long. It is a transcript of the gene FOXP1, whose product is annotated as forkhead box P1. Gene Ontology annotation, molecular function: RNA polymerase II cis-regulatory region sequence-specific DNA binding; DNA-binding transcription repressor activity, RNA polymerase II-specific. Gene Ontology annotation, cellular component: nucleus. The record is from RefSeq and is a predicted model, not a curated record. The transcript is spliced from 20 exons. Gene Ontology annotation, biological process: regulation of transcription by RNA polymerase II. NCBI's taxonomy places the organism in Eukaryota, Metazoa, Chordata, Lepidosauria, Squamata, Natricidae. Bases 300 to 2474 code for a protein of 724 amino acids.